Messenger RNA from Neoarius graeffei (lesser salmon catfish), 3700 nucleotides. RefSeq names its product grass carp reovirus (GCRV)-induced gene 2p (gene gig2p). Bases 235 to 885 code for a protein of 216 amino acids. The record is from RefSeq and is a predicted model, not a curated record. Gene Ontology annotation, molecular function: NAD+ poly-ADP-ribosyltransferase activity. Gene Ontology annotation, cellular component: cytoplasm. The transcript is spliced from 2 exons. NCBI's taxonomy places the organism in Eukaryota, Metazoa, Chordata, Actinopteri, Siluriformes, Ariidae.
UUGUUUGUUUUUUAGAAUGGAUGAUAAUAUAUAAGGUUGUAAUAGACACUUAUGAGUUUAUUGUUUUCAAUAAGUGUAUAUGGAAGAGUAUCAUUUUCUGUUGAGGGGAGAGAAAAGUACACUGAAACGAAAACGAAAGUUUCCAUAAGUAUUGGCACCUCCCACACACAUACACGCACCUAGAUGAGAACAAGGAAGGAGCACUGAAAACAGAGAAAAUAAGAAGACACAAAGAUGUCCAUUGCUUUCUUUGGUUGGGAAGUGGACUAUGAUGAGGACCGUCACCUCAGAGCAGAACAAGAGCCUAAGUCUGGCAGGCGUUACACCAUGUACCAUGGCACCAAGGUCCAAGCAGCACGCCAAAUAAUCCAAAAUGGCUUCUCCCAGUCCCCAGAUGGGAUGUUGGGGCCUGGGGUUUACGUGAGCCGCAACCAGAGGAAAGCUGAGCGCUACCCCAUAAACUCGGUCGUCACUGAACGUGUGGUUCUGAAGCUGAGUGUCGAUUGUGGAAAAGUCAAGAAAAUUGACAAGGACAACCACCCUAUGCAGAAGACCUGGCACAACAAUGGCUACGAUACAGCCUGGGUACCACCCAACUGUGGUAUGAAAGCUGUUCCAAGUGGCCUGGAGGAAGACUGCGUGUGGGACCCCAAACGCAUCGAGGUGAUCGAUAUCGUGUUGGCACCCAACACCACCAUUUUGAAUGAAUUAAAGCAGUUAAUCACCCAGAAUAGUCCACAAGCUGCCGCCGCCAAUGCCAACCCACAAGUGUGCCAGUUGUGCAAGUGGAAAAUAGUUCCAGCGCAUAGCGUUCAGACCUGCUGGGGCUGCGGGGAAACCAUCUGCACGCUGAUGACUAAACACAAGUGCAAUCACUGGAGCUAGGAAGCCGUUUCUGAACCUUGGCAUGAUGAUACAACCAUAUGACGGGAUAUAGUGAUUCAUUAAUUCAUCUUCAGUAAGGGAGCCAGUCCCAGGGAUAUCCACCAGUCCAUUGCUGGGCGUAUAGUGAUAAUUUUUUUUUUUAAAAACAAGAUCAAAUCCUCUUCAAGGAAUACUCUGGCCUUUUUCAUAACUACAAUGUCAUUGGUGCCAUAAAUUUUCUACUGUUAUGAGGCUAAUGUAACUAAUAAAUAAGGGAAGCAUAUUUACAGCCAAUAUUUUUGCAUCAUGCAAAGUACAUGCAGCGACUAGCGAAGCUGGGAGGAUGGUGGAGGAGUAUCUUUCAGUUAUUUAGCUAUCCUGCGUACUAAUCUCUGUAAUCAAUCAAUCAAUCAAUCAAUCAAUCAAUCAAUAGUCCAAAAAAGAAACCCGUUGGUGCUUCAUUUUCGGACGUUGCCCUCCACCGUUCUCGAUCUUGUGCGAUCUCCGUCAUCUGGUGAAGGGUCAUGUCCAUCCAUUCUGUGAUGUCAUCAAUCCACGCCCAUCUAGGCUGCCCCUUCCUGUUGCUUCCGUCGACCAUACCAAGCAUAAUUAUCUUCAACACCCGGUCGUCAUUCAUUCUGCACACAUGCCCAAGCAACCGAUCUUUCCUCCUCUUGAUGAUAGUCACAUCAUCAUCUUCUAGGUGCACACGCUGCCUGAUCGCUUCGUUCGUCACAUAAUAACCUCAGUUAUAACCGCAAUAACGUGCCAUCAGAUUAAGUAAUCAUAAAACGUUCCAAACUUUCCUUUUACACCUGCUUUAUCUCCUGCUUCUGUAGUAUAUGUGUGAUGACUACGGAUAAUUCUUUGAAACUCAUGUAUCAUCUAUUACGAGCUCUGCGAGAAGUCAUUAGUGCGUUCAAAAAAGAAAAAUCGUGUUCAUGUAAACUUUUUUUAUUUUGUAGAACACAUUCAUGGAUUACUUUGUGAAGGAUAUUUGUAAAUAACAUUAAAUCUGUAUAAUUCUUCCUUUCAGGGAUGUGGCUGCUUUCCCAGAGGCCGGAACGUGGUCAUAGAUUAACACAAUAAUUGUGUGUAUCGAAUUGCUCUUAAUACUAGUGAUGCGUCAUGAUUUGCAAAGGAAUCAACUCGUUGAACCAGAGUCUGCGCCAGUGUAACAAAUCGUAGCUAUACAAAUUCAACUGGAACUAUAUUUUAUACGUGGCGUCUCGUACCCAACCAUACAAUGCGAUAAGAGGGGAAAAAAAAUAAAAAAUCGAAAUAAUAAAAAAAGGUUGCACUUCAAAAUGAGUUCCUGUUAAGAAACUGCGAUGCUAAACAACAUAGCUAAGCUUCCCUUUUUUUUGUUAGUAACAUUAGCUGAUUUAAUAUCAUAUGAAGACGUGGAUAUGGUGCAGUGCUGAAAACUGUGUUUGUUUGUAGGUUGUUCCACGAUGAAGUUAAUUUCCUGCCAUUGUAUGUGGAUGCAACUUUCUGACUGUAGGACGAUGAAUCACAAAUCUUUAACCACUUUUGUAAACCUGUCACUCAAAUUGCAACGUGGUUGUCUAUUUGUUUUGGCUCCACCCACUCCGGCUCUUUUCAUCGAGUCUGAUUAUUUGGCUCAGCUCACCACUAAGACUUGACAAAUUUUGCGAUAUCUAUUUCGAAUUAUAAAGGAGACAUGCAUUCUACCCCUUUUCCACAUGUUCUACAGUUCCGUGAUGUGUUGAUCAAAUGGCAAACGUUCAGCAUGAACCCUGGGAGAAAAACGGCUAACGUUAUUUUCCCAUUAUCGUGGAUUCUGUAGCAAGUUACACCAAUAGCUUUAUCGAAAUUUAGCAUGUUAGCAUAAUCUCGUGCGAAACAGCCAAAGAAACGCAUAGCAUAAUCCAUCCAUUAUUUGUAGCCGCUUAUCCUGUACAGGGUCGCGGGCGAGCUGGAGCCUAUCCCAGCUGACUAGUACACCCUAGACAAGUCGCCAGGUUAUACAUAGCAUAAUGAUUUUAAAAAAAUAUUUACACUUCUCUCGUCUACAGUUUUACCACGCACAGUUGGUAUUGAUCCCUCUUGGUUUUAGGAACAAAAAAGUGUCAUCAAAAAUAAACUCAAUCCACUCAGCUGUUUUAUCCUCUUAGUUUUUUUUUUUUUUGGGGGGGGGGGUCAGUGGUCAACAGUCAACGUAACGAUGUGUGUUGCUCUGUGCUUAGCUCGUUUCAACAUAAUGCUCGUGGGUCCAGGUAGUGCUUGUAAGAAAAAAAUGACGCAGUUUCGCAAAGGUAGUUCUCUAAAGCCAUGAGUUGAGACACUGAAAUGGGGUGUGGUAUAAUUCUAACGAGCUCUAAUCUUUACUUAAGUAAGGGAGGCCAAAUCUGAACAGCAGCCAAAAUUAAACUGGGUGGGCUUCCUAAAAGUCUCUUAACACUAAGAGCAGCUUAACUAGGAGAGAGAUCAUUCAUUGUGCUGCUCGCUCCACCAUUUAACGAUGAUCUUUGUGCCACAAUCCUUUUGGGAAACUCAGGCCUGAUUUGAUUGGGUGGCCUUAUUUCAGCGUUUGUACGUUGGUUGCGCACUCCAGCUGAAAAAGUGAGGUUUUUUUCAUAAUAUGAUUCCAUUAAAUUGCAAAUAUAUAGAUUUAAAAAAAAAUAAAUGAUGUUGCAGCAGACAAAAGUCACACUUCGAAGCUCAUCUCAUCUCAUCUCAUCAUCUCUAGCCGCUUUAUCCUGUUCUACAGGGUCGCAGGCGAGCUGGAGCCUAUCCCAGCUGACUACGGGCGAAAGGCGGGGUACACCCUGGACAAGUCGCCAGGUCAUCACAGGGCUGACACAUAGACACA